UUUCAGUUGUUUUCCUUUGGGCGAUGAAAUUUAUAAAGUACAUUAUCACAAUUCUUCUGGCAUUUCUGGGAUUUUACAUGUUGUCAUGGAGGUCUUUCAACAACGGUUCAACCAAAAUUGAAAGUAAGUUUCUGUACUUGGAUUCAAGUAGAAGUGCACAUAACAUUUGUGCUCUUCCAAUCUAUGAUUAUUGGGAUACAUCUAUCAAAAAUGUAAUGCAUGAGUACAAUCCGGCUAGGAAUUGUUAUAAAAACUACGUUCAAUGGACGGAACUCGUGAACUCCACUUGGAGAAUCGUAAAAGAUGGUGCAAACUGUUUGGCAAGGUGUUUUUCUGGAAUUGGUGGCUCUAAAAAUGUAAAAAUUGGACCGUGGAUGAAGCCAGGACACGUGGAUUGUGAAUUCUUAGAGACAGUAUGCUGGGAGGAUAAUAUUGAAGUCUAUGGACACAUUCAUACUCAGAUCAUACCAAGAAAAGCUUCACCAACAAAGUUCAAAGAUGCUCCAAAUGUGUUCAUUUUCACAAUAGACGCAAUGAACACUGGAAUGGCCAAGCGAUCAUUUCCGAAGUUAUUAUCAUACUUCAAAAACGAAUUUCAAAUGAUUGAAUUCCCAUUUGUAAACAAAGUAGGUGAAAAUAGUCGACCCAAUGGAUUACCAUUAUGGUUCGGAAAAUCGAUUGAAGGUGGCAGGCGGGUGACGGGUGAUGAUGUAGAAGUUGACUGGGAUUGGAAUCAAUAUUGUGAGACAUAUUUGGAUAAUUCUUCACAUAUUUUUAAAGAUUUCAAAGAUCACGGAUACGCGACAAUGCUUUUCGAAGAUUGGGAAGGUAAUGUAGUAGAUUCAUGGCCAACUUGUGUUGGAUUUGAAGAACCACCAACUGAUCACACGUUUAGACCAUUUGCAUCUGUCAGUGAAACUCAUGGAAUGGAAAUUACUAAAAGACAUUUGAGUGGAAAGUUCUGUAGAGAAACUCAUCAUGCUAUUAUGGAACUGUUGGAACAAGGAAUAGAAGCAUAUAAAGACCGUCCAAUAUUCUCAUGGUUAUGGUUAGCAUGGGUUGCCCAUGAUUGGAUUGAUGGGGCUGCUCGAGUGGAUGAGUAUCUAGUCAACUAUUUCAAGAAACACAACAACAUGUUUGAUAAUUCUUUUGUCAUGUUUGUCUCUGAUCAUGGACUACGAACUGGAAAGCAUAUGCGUACUGAAAUUGGAGCAUUCGAACGAGAUAAUCCAUUCCUCUCAAUUUCAAUUCCCAAAAGAUUCCGUGCCACGAAAUUUGGAAUUUUAGAAACUUUAAAUUUUGAUUCAAAACAAUUACAAACUCAUUUUGACGUCAGAGCAACUUUAUUGGAUAUUUUGAAGUUUCAACCAACGUCUAAAUUCAUGGAUCGUCAACAGAAAAAUAUUCCUGAUGAAAAAGGACAUUCGUUAAUACGAAAACAACCAGAUUUUCCAAGAACUUGUGCAACUUUGCCAAUUCCACAGCAAUGGUGUAUUUGUCAGGUUGAUAAGUUUGAAAUUCAUAAUGAAACUUUAAAAAAUCACUUGGGUGAAAAAUUAUUAAACCACGUUCAUCGGAAGUUGAAGAAGUUAAACGUAUCGGAAAUUUGUGAAACAUUUCGGCUUAGCAAGGUGACAAGUUUGAUUGAAUAUGGAUAUGUUCGAACAAUGAGGACAUACAAAAUCUCUGUAGAAACUACAAUAUCAAGUUACGCCCACUUUGAAACAUUUGUGACUUAUGAUAUCGAAACAGAUAUUGCGAAAUUCGAAAAAGUGACUCGAUUGGAUAAUUAUGCGAUGACAACAGACUGUACAAAGCCUAUACGACAAAGUCCUUUGUGCUAUUGCAAAAAUAUUAAUUUUCCGUUGAGAAUAUUAUUAAGGAUGAUUUUAUGAUAAAAUUCAGAAUUAUUAGAA
This is a messenger RNA of Caenorhabditis elegans, 1916 nucleotides long. RefSeq names its product DUF229 domain-containing protein (gene T07G12.3). The transcript has 10 exons. Bases 24 to 1895 code for a protein of 623 amino acids. The record is from RefSeq and is marked reviewed. NCBI's taxonomy places the organism in Eukaryota, Metazoa, Nematoda, Chromadorea, Rhabditida, Rhabditidae.